Messenger RNA from Hyaena hyaena (striped hyena), 1917 nucleotides. Its product is annotated as disintegrin and metalloproteinase domain-containing protein 20-like. Lineage: Eukaryota; Metazoa; Chordata; Mammalia; Carnivora; Hyaenidae. Gene Ontology annotation, cellular component: sperm head plasma membrane; external side of plasma membrane; plasma membrane. The coding region runs from base 79 to 1917 and encodes 612 amino acids. The transcript is spliced from 2 exons. Gene Ontology annotation, molecular function: metalloendopeptidase activity. The record is from RefSeq and is a predicted model, not a curated record. Gene Ontology annotation, biological process: proteolysis; male gonad development.
GGAAAGCUGCCGUUUCAGCAAUCAUCUUGCCUGCCUCCCACCUGACUGCAUCCUCUGUGGCCACAGGCUCACUCACUCAUGGGGCCUGCCUGGGCCCAGGCCCACUUGACAGGUGAUCUCUGGCUGCCUCUGCUCUGGCUACUCGUGUCCCCGGUCUGUUGCUCCCGUGACCUCCCAGGAUGGCGCUUCACUUCCUCUGAAGUUGUGAUCCCCAGGAAGGUGUCUCACAGGGUGAGUGGAGCUGAGAGGCAAGGCCAGCUUUCCUAUAAGAUCCACUUCAGAGGCCAAAGACAUGUGGUUCACAUGAAAGUCAAGAAGAGCUUGCUGCCCACACAUUUUCCUGUCAUCACCAACAACGAUCAAGGUGCCAUGCAGAAGGACUAUCCAUUUGUCCCUCGAGACUGUUACUACUACAGCUACCUGGAAGGGGUUCCUGGGUCCAUGGGCACGCUGGACACCUGCUACGGGGGCCUGCGUGGCAUGCUGCAGGUAGAUGACUUCACUUAUGAAAUAAAACCGCUGGAGGCUUCUUCCAGAUUCGAGCAUGUAGUCUCUUUGCUUGUGUCAGAAGGAAGACCGUCAGAGUCUCGAAGGUGUAAGAUUGAAGAGCAAUAUACAAAUCAGGUGUAUGAAGAGGCAAUCCUUUCUGGAGCUCCUAGAGCAGCCCCCGUUUAUUUGUGGUGGCCACAUAAGAAAUAUUUAAAAAUUCACUACACAGUUUCUAGCUCAUUAACUGCACGGAACAGUAAUUACACUCGUAUAACAGAGAAUGUAGUGAUUUUGAACAAUAUAUUACAUACCAUUUAUAAACCAACUCUCCUAGAUGUCAAUGUCCGUCUUUUGUGUAUAUGGGAUGGAAUGGAUCCGAUUAAUUUUUAUAGUUUCCCAACAGCUGCAGCAGCUAUAACUGAAUUUGGUUUGUGGAAAUACUACGGUUUCUUUGACGAUAUUCCUCAUGAUACAUCAAUACUUCUUACAGGACAUAGACUCUCUGGGGCCUUAUAUUAUGGCCACCAAAAUGGAAUAUGCAACCCCAAUUGGGGAGCAAGCUAUGUAUAUGUAGCAAAUUAUCACUUAUUUUUAGCUGCAGCUAUUUCAGCACAUGCAGUAGGUCAUAAUUUAGGCCUCACACAUGAUGUACCCGGUUGUCAUUGCUUCCGAAGAGAACGUUGUGUCAUGGCUCCUGAGCCUGACUUAUUGGAUAUGAUGAGCAACUGUUCUUAUGAGGCACUGCACCACCGGAUUUCUAUUUGGGACCCUUGUCUGAGCAUACCAAAUCAACCAUACCAAAAUUUUCCUUAUGUAGCUGCUCGUUGUGGUGACCUAAUUGUAGAUCGGAAUGAAAAUUGUGAUUGCGGCUCCUUAAAACAGUGUUCUAAGAAUAAGUGUUGUAAGACCAAUUGUAUCCUUUCCCGAGGCAGUGACUGCAGUGAAGGGCCCUGCUGUGUUAACUGCAAAUUUGCUCAACCUGGAAAGAUUUGCAGAGACAUACUUGGUAUUUGUGAUCUACCAGAAUACUGUGAUGGGAAAACGCAUAAUUGUCCAAAUGACAUGUACACCCAGGAUGGAACCCCAUGUUCAGCAUUAGCUGUUUGUGUGAGAGGAAACUGUAGUGACCGUGAUAUGCAGUGUCAAGCCCUUUUUGGCUACCAAAUUAAAGAUGCUUCACCAACAUGCUAUGAAAAACUGAAUAUACUAGGUGACCGAUUUGGAAACUGUGGAGUGAGGGUGUUACAAGGAGGAGGAAAACCUGCUAAAUGUGAAGAAGAUGAUGUUCUUUGUGGAAUGCUGCACUGUAGUAAUGUCCAUGAAAUACCUGGUGGAGGGACCUCAUUACCGCUAGAGCUGUUACCAAACACUGAUCUGGCCCAAUCUGUCUUGUCAUCAAACUGGGCCGUGGAAGAGAGGCACGGCUGA